AUGCAUCACGAUUACUUCUAUCACCUGCAGUUACGUAGCCUAUCGAAAGAUGAUCACCAUGCUACCUACGGGUGCAUGUGCCAACUGGAACUCGACGUCACGCCGCCGGCGCCUCCUGUCUUACGCAACAUCACACUUAAUCUACGAAGCUUUUACGAGCAAAGGUAUUACGUAACAUCGUUAGACCUAGAGAUGAUAGCCUGUGAAAUCGAAAAAAAGUGGAAAUUAUUCCAGCCGACCUGUGCUUGGAAGCGGCCAAAACUCAGCAACGCAACGUGCAAAGCGACAGGCGCCAAUCCGCCGCCAGUAGUUACCUGGUGGAUGAACAACAUCCAGCUGACGAGCGCCAAAAUUUUGGUGUCGGACGAAGUGAACGGAACCAUUUCCAAGCUGAGUCUGAUCCCUGCCAUCGAGGAUGACGGGCGCAUUGUGACCUGUCGAGCGCUGACUCCGCUAUUGGCCGGCGGUUUCGUCGAAGACGAAUGGCGGAUGCAAGUCUACUAUCCACCGAUCGCCAACUUGGUUCUCGGCCGGCGAUUCACCGCCGAAGAAAUCCACGAAGGCAGCAACGUCUUUCUCGAAUUCCAAACACGUAGCAACCCGCCGAUUCAACGUUUGACCUGGAUGCACAAUGGCAAACUCCUGGGCAACAGUUGAAAUCGAGAAAACCGAGACAAUCUUGGCCAAUCAAACGCUGGUUAUCCGCCAGAUAGAGCGGCAAACAGCUGGUAAUUACACGUGCAUCGCGACA
Messenger RNA from Daphnia carinata, 751 nucleotides. RefSeq names its product synaptogenesis protein syg-2-like. Bases 1 to 657 code for a protein of 218 amino acids. The transcript has 6 exons. The record is from RefSeq and is a predicted model, not a curated record. Lineage: Eukaryota; Metazoa; Arthropoda; Branchiopoda; Diplostraca; Daphniidae.